Molecule: messenger RNA, 2362 nt
Organism: Schistosoma turkestanicum
Lineage: Eukaryota; Metazoa; Platyhelminthes; Trematoda; Strigeidida; Schistosomatidae
Source: the annotation of a GenBank genome assembly
AAAGAACAGGAUAUUUAUUUUGAUUCAUUUCAGACUCAAAAAUAAUAAUUACAUAAAACUAUCCCUUUAUAUGAAAACCAUCCGUAUAACUUUCACUUCUUUAAACUGAAAAGCCAUUUAUUUGCUUCAUCAGCUUUUUAGUUUGUUUUAUCUUAUAAAGUGUAUAUAAGAGCACAGCUAUAAAUCACCGCACAAGUUGUUCCUAAUGUUCGCUUUACGUUUUCAAGUUCGAAAAUCACUGACUAGGAGCAUCUCAGGAUGGACAGAUAAUAUACGUAAACAAACCAAGUUGUCUGAUAUUGUCUAUUCCCGCGAGGAAAAAUAUGGAGCGCAUAAUUAUCACCCUUUACCGGUAGCUUUGAGCAAAGGCAAAGGAAUUUAUGUUUGGGACGUCGAGGGAAACUGUUAUAUGGAUUUUUUGAGUGCAUAUAGUGCUGUUAACCAAGGGCACUGUCAUCCACGUAUAAUUGAUGCACUCAAAACACAAUCAGAAAUACUUACCCUUACAUCACGUGCAUUUUACAACGUUUAUUUGGGAGAAUUUGAGGAGUUUGUCGCAAAAAUGUUUGGUUACGAUAAGGUCUUAGCCAUGAAUUCAGGUGUUGAAGCUGGUGAAACUUCAAUAAAACUUGCCCGUAAAUGGGGUUAUAAAGUAAAGAAUAUUCCGAAUGGACAAGCUAGAGUAAUAUUUGCUGAGGGAAACUUUUGGGGUCGCACUUUAGCUGCAUGCUCUUCAUCUACUGAUCCCACCUGCUAUUCAGGAUUCGGACCAUAUAUGCCAGGAUUUGUAAUUGUUCCUUAUGAUGACCUGGAUGCUCUUGAGGUUGAAUUAAAAAAUCCUAAUACUUGUGCAUUUAUGGUGGAACCAAUUCAAGGUGAAGCUGGUGUUCGUACACCUUCAGAUGGUUACUUAAAAGGUGUACGGAAAUUGUGUACUAAAUAUAACGUACUGUUUAUAGCUGAUGAAAUACAAACUGGUUUAUGUAGAACAGGAAAACGGUUGUGUGUAGAUCAUGAAGAUGUUCGACCAGAUAUUGUUUUACUCGGUAAAGCUUUGUCGGGAGGAGUACUUCCGGUAUCAGCAGUUCUAGCUGACGAUCCAGUUAUGUUGGCUAUUCAACCCGGUGAACAUGGAUCGACUUAUGGUGGUAAUGCACUUGCUUGUAAAGUUGCCACAGCUGCUUUAAAAGUUUUGGAAGAGGAAUGUUUAGCAGAACGUGCACAAAAAUUAGGUGAAAUCUUUCGUAAUGAAUUGAGUAAACUGCCAAAAUCUGUAGUUGAAUUAUAUCGUGGUAAAGGUCUUUUAAAUGCUAUUGUAAUUCGUCAAGGAUUUAAUGCAUGGGACGUUUGUUUAAAAUUGCGUGAUCAUGGUUUAUUGGCUAAGCCAACACAUGACACAAUAAUUCGAUUAGCACCACCUUUAGUUAUUAAAGAAGAUGAAUUGCAAAAAGCAACAGAAAUUCUACACAAAGUGAUUGGUUCAUUAAGUAAAUAGUAAAACAAUACAAGGAAAACAGACAGCUAUUACUAUAGUGCAAAUUCAAUUGUGAUGCUACGAAAUUCCGAUUUGAUCAAAGUAGGUUCAAAUGCCUGUGAACACACUCGCUAUCUCAAAUCAAUUUAUAGGUCAAAUAGAAAACUACUCUUUCUUCUGUUAUCAUAACUUAUUAAUUAUUGACUGAUUUGAUUAUUUUUUCUAUAAAAAAAAACACUAUGAUCUAUCAAUUAUUGUAUUGUUUUAAAAAUACUCUGUUGAUUGUUAUAUUUGAUUUUAUUGUUUGAUUUAACCAAUUACUACUAUUACUAUUAUUAUUAUUAUUAUUAUUAUUAUUAUUAUUUUGAUACUUUUGAAUAUUCAUAACCAUGUCUUGAUGUGAUGUGAUUAUUUUCAUUGAAUAUUUUUUCUAUUUAUUUAUUUUUGCUACAAUUCACAAUAGCAAUUGGCUUUGAUACAUGAUUUUGAAUUAUUAAAUAAUAAUUUGUAGUGCUUUUUUCAUUUAAAAAAAGAAAAAUACUAACAUAAUGAAUAAACUGCUAUUUACAUUACCUUUUUUUCUGAAAAGCGAUUUUAACACAUUAAUUUUUCUUUAAUUUCAAAAACGACUCAGUUUGCUUUGAAGUGAAGUAUACAACAUGAAACUUUUUUGUAGGCUGGUAAACAUGAUUUGUAGAAUCACUAAGAUACAACAAAUAAUCCAUAGUGAAUGGAAUUUUAUCCUACAAUGAGUGUACAUUGAUGGAGCAUCUCAUAUUAAGAUGCUAAAAGUGUUCAAUCCUUCUUGGCUUUUGACUGUACUUCAACUUAGAUCACUUUCUAAAGUAGAUGACCUAUGAAAAAAAUGUUCGAAUUUCAAUGAUUUGU